Messenger RNA from Porites evermanni, 17421 nucleotides. Lineage: Eukaryota; Metazoa; Cnidaria; Anthozoa; Scleractinia; Poritidae. The record is from the annotation of a GenBank genome assembly.
CAAAGCUACAAGAGACAAUGCCGGUGAGUUUUUAGCGUACAGCUGUACUUCACAUCGAACAACCUGGCCGGCCUUUUCGUUCCGAGCUUUUUAGCUUUAUAUCGAUCGUUAAGCAUGUUUGCAUUUUAACUCACUUGACAGGUGGACACAGACUCGGACAAUGUUCGUGUGGUUGUUCGAUGUCGGCCUAUGAAUGAAAAAGAAGUCGCUAGUUCCUGUUCUUUGGCUGUUAAUGUCGACGAAAGUCGGGGAAUAAUCACCGUGAAAAAUCCGAGUGCUCGCACCGGGGAACCGCCAAAACAGUUCACUUAUGACAGAGUGUUUGGUGUUGAUGCAAAGCAAGUAGAUAUAUACAACGAUGCAGCCAGACCAAUUGUCAAUUGUGUGCUAGAGGGUUACAAUGGUAAGACUGCUUUAGCUAGUGGAAUGUGUGCUAGUGGUAUGACAACCAAUAUUGCCUUUUCCACUGGGUAGAGACUUAUCCGGUGGAUAGUGCUAUCCAGCGUUUGAGUAGCCUGCAUAGCAAGUGUUUCCGUGCAGUUUUGGAGCAAAGAACAAGGAACGAGAGUCAAAGACCGCACAAAAAAGGGGCGAGUAAAAGAGCAGGGAUGGGGUGGAGAAUAAAGGAAGGAAAUGCUUGCAGACAAAACCCAGGAUUUUGAAAAGCGACCACUUGGCCUGUCAGGCCUGAUUGUAGCCACCAACAUUUAAUGCUGUCAUCAGCUGUCAUACACUGUAUAUUGACCAAUAAAUGUUUGACAUUCCAUAGAGGGGAAGUAAACUUUUGAGGGCAAUUGUGGAACCAAAACAAAAUUUCUCAACUUGUCAAAUUAUUUCGAAAGCAAUGCUUGGAUGGCAGGAAUGGAGAAAUCUCAAUGAAUCCAAAUUAUCAAUACAGUCUUUGUAAUUGCAGCUUCAAAGUGAAUUUUGUUCAUAUAUGCCAAACAAGCUAUAUUUCUACAGAAAAUCUUUUUAGUCUGUCAAAAAGGAAGGAAUUCAACAGUGAAGUUUUAGCUCAAAACAUUCAGAAAGUUGAAUUUGAGGUGGUAAAAUAAGACAAGUAUUGAAGUCUAUAAUUUUUGAUCUGUGAGGUGGGUCCAAGAUCAAAGCUCAGCUAGACAGAACGGCAAUUGUUCUUGCCAUGGCACAGGUAUAAAGGCUGUGAUUGACAUGUCUGGAAUACUGACCAAUCAGGAUUUUAACAUUCAUCUGGGGAAUGUUAAUAACAUAAAAAACAAUAGUAUCCUUGUAGGCAUUCCCUUCCCUCCUUCGUCGCGUGCCCUGCGCGCUUCUCACACACCCCAAAUUCCCUUUCCCUUCCCUUUCAAAUGCCUACCACGCAGGUUAGUGAUGGAAGUUCAGCACCAAACCCAUGUAUAUAAUUAUGCAAGCUGUAGCCAUGUAUGCUUUAUUAUGUGAUUCUAGCCAGCUAGUGCAUAAAACACAAUUGUGAAUAAACUCUUUCCCAAUCCCCUCCUUGAGAUAUAUUGUGGUACUCCGAUCUAGGCUAUGAAGACCCACAGGAAAGUGUUGUAAGGUGGUGCGUGAUAGUGUGAGCAGGGCACAAAAAUCCCGUCUAGUAGUCCGGACAAGGGGAUUUUCUUGCCGGGCAAGUGGCUCUUGGCAAGAAACACAUGAGAGCUGCUUUAAUACCUGAAGGACAAGCUGGAAUUCAAGUUUUUCCCAGCCCUGGUGUGAGUUGUUGUUUUUACUCUCUAUUUUGCUAGGAACAAUUUUUGCAUAUGGACAAACAGGAACAGGCAAAACAUUUACCAUGGAAGGAGUGCGGACAGUUCCAGAACUGCGCGGAAUCAUCCCAAACUCUUUUGCACAUAUAUUUGGGCACAUUGCAAAGAUGGAUGGCGACAUAAGGUACCUAGUAUUAGGCAUUUAUCAUCAUGGUUAUCAUUCAUUUUCAUUAAUUUUUGUCAAUUUACUUUACUUAGGGUGAUUACUAAAAAUAAUAACUAUUAGACGAUGCUAAAAUUUGCACACAACAGCACCUUCAAGCCUUUCCCUGUAUUCCUAUAAACAAAGGAACCAAUGCAAGGUUUGGGGUGACAUUUUAAUACAGUGAUUUGUAUGAAAUUGUCACCUUGAGCCUUGACCUUUGUUUUCUCACUGGAGUAGAAAAUUGUGCUGAAAAUGUCUAUGUUAUGGCUUGGAACAAUGAUACUGAGAAUGAAAGAUAACCUUUUUUCAUACUUUGUGGUGUUUCUCCCUGAUAUGUUAUCACCAACCCUAACAUGCAUGGCAUGGCUAUGUUAACAGCAGUUGUACAGCUGUAGGGCAGCUGUCAGAACGUCACUUUACAAACAGAGGUUUCUUUCUGGCAUGGCGUUUAGCAUUAUUUUAUGUUCAGUCAUUUGCAUCGCACCUCUGUGGCAUACAGUGUACAGGUAGCUGGUUUCUCUCAUCACAUAAUCAAACCAACUACGAAGCUGACAAGUGAUGCAAACAACUUAGUAAAUGCUAAAAGCCAUGCCAGAAAGAAACCACUGCUCGCAGGGUAUAUGCAAAGUGAGAGGUCACAGAUCAAAUCCCAACUGAGGAAGAGCUUACUGCCUUUGUAUAUCUUGCAAAUGGCUAGAUCUUCGUGUCAUAUUACUUUUAUAUAAUCAUAUUAAACCACAUACCAAUGGUGGUCCAAGGAGUGUUGAACAAAAUGUUCAGCCUUUAGAUACAUCUGUUAAAUCUUUGGGCCAUUUACGUAAACAGAGCUCAGCCAGUGUUCAACAAAACCGCACUCUCAGCCAUUUUACUUUACCCAAUGCUCUAUGUAAACAGCAUUAAUUUUAUUGUGAACAUUUUCAUGAUAGCACAUGGCAUAGACUAGAAAAGCACAUAUCUUCUUAAAAUAACCCACUAAGUAAGAGAUCUGGAGGUUCAAAGAUUUGCUAAACCAUGGUCUAAGUUAGACUUCAUUUAAAUAACUGACCUUGAGUUUUUCAGUUAGUACAGAGUUUUGGAUUAUGGUUAGUAUCAUUUUCUACUGUAUCUCUUUGUGGUUUCUUACUUUUUUUAACUGUUUACUGCUUUUGUUAAUUUUUGUUAGGUUUCUUGUCAGAGUGUCUUAUUUAGAGAUCUACAAUGAAGAUGUUCGUGACCUGCUUGGCAAGGAUCAGAAUGCUAAACUUGAGGUUUGUGAAGUCAAGAAAUACAUUGUAGCAGGCUGUGUUAUACUGUACCAGCUGGGUUUUAAAGUGCCAGUGAAAAAAAUAAGGAAAUUAAUUGCUGCUCUUAUUUCAGUUCCAUGGUUUCCCUUUAUUAAAAACUAUGUUGGAACUACUAUACAUUUUUUUGUUUUGUUGAUUAAAAAUUAUUUUUUGUCAUUUUUAUGUUUAGGUAAAGGAGAGACCAGACAUUGGUGUGUAUGUGAAAGAUUUGUCAUCAUAUGUUAUGAAUAAUGCUGAUGAUUUAGACAAGACAAUGACACUGGGAAACAAAAAUCGUGAGUUUGCUGAUCUCUUUACUACUUGUCUGUGAGUUACGAAGACUCUAAGUUAAAAAAUGACAAAAAUUAAUAGAUCAAGAAAAAAUUUGUAACUAUACUGGUGUGCAAAUUGAACCUCCACUUGCACCGCUGUACUCAAAACUCAUUUAAAGUUCUGUUUGAUUAUAGGUUCUGUUGGAUCUACAAACAUGAAUGAGAGAUCGUCACGCUCUCAUGCUAUUUUUUCCAUCACAGUUGAGUGCAGUGAGAAGGGUCCUGAUGGCCAACAUCAUGUCAGAAUGGGUAAACUACAUCUGGUUGAUUUGGCUGUAAGUUAUUAUAAUGUCUCCUGUGCUACAUGUAUGUGAUGCUGGUUGGUAUCACUUUCAUCAAACACAAGAUAAGCAAAAUUAUCACUAAACUGUAUUUGUACUACAGGGGUUUCAUAAAAAUUGAAGUAGCCAGCAGUUCUGAAUAGAGUAACUGACUGUAUCAGCAGUCCACAUUUUCAAGGGGUGUCUGGGGGCAUGCUCCCUCAAAAAAUUUUAAAAUUUCAAAGCCCUAGUAAGCAAUUUCCAGUGUUUAGGGGACUAAACUGAGAAUAAAAGAGCGAGUUUUCUAUUCAAGAAGAUCUGGGUUUUAGUCAAAUUUUGAUUUAUAAGCCACACAAUCAAUUCCCACAAGCAAUGAACAAAUGACAAUUAUACUAUAAGUUACAUACUUUUCCACGUGAACAAAGUUUAUUUUUGCCCAUGGCCUUAUUCAAACUAGUUGCUUCUUCUUCAGGGGAAAAAGUAGCCGACUUCUUUGAACAAUGUAGCCGACGCGUUUCGUCAGUCGUUGGUGCUUAUCGAAACACCUGGUACUAAGUUUGUGAGGGAUAUAUCCACUAAGAUAUCCAGAAAACUGUUUUUAAAUAACAAUUAUUCACCGAAGUGGAGGUGGCUAGUGAUGGAUAUUUACCUCGCCGCUAACGCGGCUUCGGUAAAUAUCCAUCACUAGCCACCGACACUGAGGUGAAUAAUUGUUUUAGUAUAUACUAAAACAGUGAGAUAAUUGAGCGCAAAAAUGAUGAUUUUUAACUCAUUUACUGUUGCCUGCAACGAUUACAAUUUUGGCGCGCAAUGACCGAACGGCCGCUGUCGUCGCUUUUUNAGCAUUUGCAGUGACAGCACUCCCUCACUCAUGCAGCCCCCUUAGACCCCUCACCAAAUCCACAUAAGUUGUGUGUGCAUAAUCCUUUGGAACAGAGACAAAGCUGCCAGCACCAUUUGUCCAUUUGCUUGUAAACAAUAUUUUAUUCGUAGCGUAAGAUAAUAAUCACAUCAGUGAAACACGUACAGGUUCUCAUGCCAUUUAUUGCAAGUACAUAAAUUAUGUUUGUUGAGAGAGAAAUCUUACCUGUCAUCUUAAAUUUCACACCAUUUGAGAAUGUCAUUAUUCCUCUUUCUGCUUUUUCAUUGGAACAUCUAUUGCAAAAUCUUUGCAAAUUUUGGCCUUUUUAUCCCACCCUCCAUUCCUUGUUUGAUUCCUGCUGACAGAGUUAGCUAGACACAUAAAUGGCCAAAAGAUAAUAGUGCAGUUGAAAUAAUUAUUAUGCCUGCAUUUUGUUUCACUGUCAAUCUUGUUUGAAACAGGGAUCAGAAAGACAAGCCAAGACUGGAGCUACAGGUCAAAGGUUGAAGGAAGCAACCAAAAUCAACCUGUCCCUCUCCACCCUGGGAAAUGUUAUCUCUGCAUUGGUAGAUGGCAAAAGUACUCACAUACCAUACAGGAACUCUAAACUGACACGGUUACUGCAAGACUCACUCGGUGGUAACUCCAAGACCGUCAUGGUAUGUUUGGCUGAUUAUAUGGUUUUGCUGUUUGUUUAAUUUAUUUAUUUUGAAAUAUUGCACUUGAACCUUAUUUCUUCAAGGGCUGAUGUUUGAUUUUCUUUGAAUGCACAACUUAUUGGUAUUUUUUUCUACCGUGCUAAGUUUGAGGCACAGAGAUCAAAAGUUGGAUUGAAAAUUUGUUUUGUUACUUCUCUAGAUUGCAAACAUUGGCCCAGCUGACUACAAUUUCGAUGAAACAAUAAGUACCCUGAGGUAUUAAAGUUAAUUAAUGUGUAGAUUUGUCAGAAUCACGUCUUUAUAAAAACCUAAAUGACAGAUUGCCUGUACACCGCAAACAAUAGUGACGCUCAGCUGUAAGUUCCAUUUUUUGGUCAUGGGACAAUAGCCAUCAAUUAGUAAUGGUAUUACUUAGUAACUUAGUAUGGAAAAGUCCCUAAAAAUGUCCAAUAGUUCUGGGAACUUAAAAGUUCCAGUAAUGAAGUUUAUCACCAUAGCUAUGAAGAAAUGUUAAAAUGUAAAUAGGAUCCUCUAGAUCUGUAGGAAGAAGAAAAAUAUAAAAGUUGCUCGAAAGAGGUAACACCCUGUUUCUCUUAAUUCUUGUUAGUUCCUUCUUUUUGCCAUUGAGAAAUUUCAGUCUUCACACUAAAACUGAAUGAUGUAGUUUUUGUAUCUAUUGUGUAGAUAUGCCAAUCGUGCAAAGAAUAUAAAGAACAAGGCAAAGAUCAAUGAAGAUCCAAAGGAUGCCCUGCUGAGAGAAUUCCAAAAAGAAAUUGAAAAACUCAGGGCUCAGCUGGCUGAAGGUACAAUGAAUACCUUGUUUCUGUUGUCCUCCUCAUACUAAUUGCAUCAACAUGGGGAAAAAGGAGGUCUUGUUUGCUUGAACUGUCACGUAAUUGAAUGAUUUAAAUAAGGGAGAUGGAGUAACUUUAUGGCAAGGAGGGGUAGAAUGACAGUAAGAAAAACUGGCCUAUGGAGGGUGUGGGGAACACUUUUAAAGAACUGAUAAGCAAAUGAGGAAGAACAUUCUCUUUCUCAGUCCAGUCCAAAUGAGCCAGCAGCCAGCACUUUUGCCACUUCAAGUGGAAUAUUCUCUACCUACUCAGCACUUACAGUUGUGACAUUACUAAUAUUAAAUAAAAACCACACAAAGACAACCCUCCAAGUUACAACCAUUUUGGUUCCCAUAGCACCUAAAAUUUUGGAGCUGGUGACUUGAUUUGUAAAAAAGUCUCCCUAAACCAAAAGAGUUGGUUGCCAAAUGGCAACCAAGUAAAAACUUUAACUUGGAGGGUUGACUUUUUGGCUUUUGUUGCCUGCUGCGCUGGUCAUCCUGCCUACUAUCGUAAAACAUUUUGGCUGGGCAGCUUCCUUUACUCAAGCAAGAAAUGUCUCAGAAAAGUCUCACAUCGUGAAUAUGACCCAGCACCUUCUUAAGGCCCUGUAAGCCAGGGUAACAUUCUGAUUAGGGACAUGGCCUUGAAAUUUAGACUAGGGACAUACUCACCCAGCCAGCAGCUGUGAGGGCCUCAUUAUGUAGAGGCUUCUUUUACAUUACAUGCUCUGGGAGCUAAUGUCUGGUGAUGCUGUUAUCAGAGGGUGAGGGAAGUGGUACUGAAGAAAGUGAAUCCGAGGAAGAGGUGGUAGAAGGAGGAGUCACAGUCAAAAGGAAGAAGAAGCACCGUAGAAAAAGUAAGUUGUAGUGAAACUAAGGUUAUAAGUGACAUCUCAAAAAUAGGUCAUUUGUACAAUGGUGGCUUUUUACUGAUGUCUACUACAACAGUCUAUUUUGGUUUUUCCUUUCAUUAUUAAAUUUGGUAUUGUCCCAGGUACAAUUUAAAAAAAGGAAGCAACACUCUAAAGGAUUCUACUAUUAAUAGUUGAAUGCUGUCAUCAUGCAAAUGGCCCAUUGCUUUGCAAAAGAUGGCAAAUAAUUAUGUCAAUGUUAUUUUUUACUUGCAUGACUGUAUUGCUUCCAGGGUUAGAGGAGUUAUACAUGUACAGUCAGCUAAAGAAAUAAUGUUUAACUAAAUGUUUACAGUUCAGUGAACCUUGUUAUAUGGACUCAUGAAAUGAUAAUCAUUAUGUUUAAAGCAGUUGACAGAGAAUAGAACUCUCACUUAGCUGCACUCUCACUUAAGCAGUGACUUCUCAUUAGAAUUUAUCCUUUAUGGAACCACUGAGUUUUGUAGGGCUUUUCCUUAUGAAAACAGGGAAUGUGAUAAAAUGUCAGCUAAUUCUCCUUGCAUUUGAUACAAGGAUCUUUCCAAUUUUGCUUCUCCUGUAAGUUGGCUUUGAUAUGUAAAGAUGGCUGGCCUGGGUCCUUAACAAUCGGGCACCUAAUUAAGCCUUAAAAGCUGUUUGCGCUACAAGGAAGUCUAGCUGCUGUCAGGGAUGACCAAACAGGACUUUUUCUAGUCCUGCUAAAGGUAUGGAAUUUUUUCCUUCAGGCAUGCAUGCUCUCCCACCGGAGAAAGUAGCUGAGUUGAGAGCAAAGAUAGAAGCUGAACGAGAGCAGUUAAAACAGAAGACAGAUAUGGCAGAGGAAGAGAGAAACAAGGCUGCUGAUGAGUUGGAAAAAAGAGAACAAGACAUCAAGGAAUCUGAGUAGGAAUCAAUUCAUUAUAAUGUUGCCUUAUCAAAACAUAAAACAAAAACCAAGUGUUUAAUGCAGUUUUCAAUAAAAUUUAAUAUUGCUAAUAGCCAUUGGAGUAAAAUUGCAAUGGUCGUUUUUAUGCUAGAGAUGUUAAAGUUGUCUUAAGACAACAUUAAUGUGUAUAAAAAAGGUUAAUAAGCUGAGACAGAUGCAUAAGUUUUAACAUCUGACAACAUUAACGUCCCUUGUUAAGUGUGUCAGAACAACACACUUAACAGACAACAUUAACAUCUCAAACAUUAAAUGCGUAUAGUAUAAAGAAGGGAUGAUGUAAACUGGGACACAUUUAUGCCUAACUUGUUGAGAAAUGAUUGGAAAGAGUCAGAAUUGUGUAUUUUUUACAGAAAACUCUGUUUUUUACAUUGCUACUGUCUACUUUGAGGCAUCCUGUUUUUACAGAUGUUAAAUGUAUCUAGACAACUUUAACAUCUGUAGCAUAAAAACAGCCAAUAAUAAGAAGUGGAUCAUCUACACCUAACAAAAAUCAACACUUUAAUUUUGAUUACAUUAAAAUGCUAAUCACAUCAGCACUCUGACUGGCAGUGUAAAGUGCUAGUUAUAAGCUUCAGUCUAAGUCUGCACUCAAUACGUAAAACAAAUUUACUUGGAAACUAAAGGAAAAAAUCUUCUUUUGCUUAUUUUUCUAAGACUGCUGUGGUUCUUACUCUUAUUUAGAAAGGAACACCAAAAACUCCAAGAUAAACUCAAGGCUGUUGAAAGCAAGAUAAUUGUUGGAGGAGAAAACUUGGUUUGUAUCUUAUAGUUUUUGUAUGUUUGUUUGGUCUUUUUGUUGUUGUUUUGUGUGUGUGUUUCAUCUCUGGCAACAAUUUUGAAUAUUUUAGUACUGAAGACUAGUGGUAGAUGUUUUAAUUACUGUCAGUAGUAACUAAUGUUACUUACUGUGUCUGUGGAAAGUCAAAAUUUAAUCUUUAACAGCCAGUGGAUGCAGCAUUUGAAACAUAAUUUGUAUUAAGUUUGAGUACAAGGGGUUUUGGCUACACGUUCUCUCCUUGUUAGAUCUCUGAAACUGAAAGGUUAAUGAAAUCUCUGACAUCUCCCUGCAUUUUCUUCUCAUGUAUGUGUUUCUAACUAGUUGGUACUUUUAAACAAAACUUACUAAACAUCUCAAAUUUUCCCACAACUGCUUGUUAAGAGCACACUCGCUGGCCAGCCUUCCAUUCGUACUUGGGAAGGUACUUUUGUAAGUUUAGCAGCGCCACGUGAUUACAGUAAGAGUCUGUGACUUUUAAUAUUGAAACUACAUACAUGUAUUCUUACUUUGUGACUGCAUUUUCUUGCCUGAAACAGUUGGAAAAAGCUGAGAAACAAGCUCUAUUGUUAGAACAAUCUGCUAAAGAACUCUCUGAGAGGCAAGAAAGGGAGAAACAACUGCAAAAGCUUAUUGAAGAGAAAGAGGUAUAAAGUGUGAAAUUUUAUCGUUAACAAUGAAUAUUAUAACAUGUACAUCUAUUUGCGACUGCUGUUUUUAAGUGACUGUAUGGGCUAAAAGUGCAUAUCUUUUAUAAACAAAUGCAGUUAAUCCUCUCAACUUGAUACACCUCAGAAAGAGGUUGGAAUACUGACUGGUUUAAGAACCUCAAUGUAGCUGAUAAAGAUACAUUUGGAAAGGGUUUGAAUGUGGUUAUUAGUAACAUUCAGUCUGUGGUGUUUUGAUUUGGAUAAAAAAAAUCGCAGGAGAAGUGAACUACAUAGUCCCAUUAUUAGUCAAAUACAUUGUGUAAAAAUGGACAGGAAUUACUGGUUUCUGUUUUUUGCAGCAAGAGAGGAUUGACAUAGAAGAGAAGUAUGCCAGUCUGCAGGAAGAAGCUGCAGGAAAAACUAAGAAGCUUAAAAAAGUCUGGAGCAUGCUCAUGAGUGCCAAGUCAGAGGUGAGUGAGUCAGGGGAAGUACAACUUGUUCAGCAGUGAACAAUAGUGGCUUUCUGAACUGAGGCCUGCAAACCCUGUUGAAACAAAGUCUAUUCAUUUUGCUACCUGUUAUCUGAUAACUUAAAAAUUAUUGUUUUUUAUUAUAUAGACACGAGUGUUUUACUGGAAAAUAUACCACUCCUAAAAUUCAUAAAAACUACAUCCGGGACCCGAGUGGUUUAUUUUCCAUAAUCUCACACGUGAGUUUAUCAAUGACUUAAUUUCGGUAAUUUCCCUCUAUUAUUUUAUCAAUGUCUUUUUGUCCAUAAUUAUAAUAAAAAGAACAUUACAUGGCGGCUUGAAGAUAUGAAUUUUAUUUGCGAGUGGCAAAAACAAUAUUUUACUCACUCGCUGCGCUCGUUCGUAAAAUAUUGUUUUGCCACUCGAAAAUAAAAUUCAUAUCUUUGCGCCACUGUGUAAUAUCCUCUAUCUAAUACAUGUAUCUUAAAAUUAUCUGAAAGCACGCCAAUAUUUUCUGUAGCCAUCUAGUAAUUGCACUGUCUUGAAAAUCACAUUAGAUGGCAGACCAACAGCAAGAGCACCAGCGUGAGACAGAAGGGCUGUUAGAUAGCAUCAGAGAGCUGCGUAAAGAACUGCAGUUGCAAACCUUGCUGAUUGAGAGCUUCAUUCCUCCUGAAUUUCAGGUAAAAUAAUCCAUUUUGUUUGUUUCCAUAAUAAUUUGAUGUUAUCUUCAUAUUCUCUAGGUUAACAAUCAUUAAUUUUAAAAAAUAUUGCAGUUAAACCUCCAAGCCUUCUAGUGAUGCUAUGAAGAUUGUAAUGUGAUUUGGGGGUGUGGGUUGUAAAUUACCUAUUGAAAUCUAGUUAAAUAGAUUGGAUUUGUUUAAUAUUAUCAUAUGCUAUAAAUUGGUUAUCAUAUCUCUUGAUAUGGAAGAAAAGUGAGCCUAGGACUGAUUGAUAAAGACUUGAUUCAGUGAGCACCAAAAUUUGCUGCUCAGGUCAGUUUCUUGGAUGUCCUGAGUUUGUUAAUUGGUUCUAUGAGCCCUUAAUUGGCUUCCUCCUGAUUAGCCUGCAGAACAGGUGCUUUUUUUGUGUGUCUUUUGGGCAAAUGGAUCACGUUUGCCUUGGCUCUCUUAAAAAACAUGAAAAAAAAAUGCAUGUUCUGCUGGCUACCUCGUCCUAGUUUCUUUUUGUGAGGGAGGGGGGAGGUUUCUCAGGACUGGUAAAUGCUUGAAAUUUAUCAAUUUUUUUAAAUUUCAAUUUUGAUGACAGGAUUUGAUAGAACAGCAUGUGUCUUGGAAUGAAGAGAUAGGAGAGUGGCAGCUGGUGAGUGUUAUUUCCAUCUUUUGUAAAGAAGAAAGUUAACAUAAUUAUAGAAUGCAGAGGAUGGCAAUGUUAAGACUUCUGGAUGAUGACGAUUGCAAUUCUUCUUACAACCCCUUGUUUUGCGCAACUGCUUCCUCUAAUAAAAUUGAAGACCAAUGCCCUUAGUAUAAAAUAUGAAAAUGGCAGUUCUCUGCAAAUGGGUAAAUUGGACUAUAAAAAAUUAAUGAAACUACCCAAAUGUAAGUCAAUUGAUUAUAGUUUUUUUAUCAGUCUUAGACAACUAUUUAUUAAUUGUUUGCGACACAAACAAGUAAGGUAAGGACUGUAGCAUUCGUAUCAACAUUGUUGGGCACCUCAAUCAAUAUGGUAGAUGAAAAGAACCUAUAAGAUACUGGGCAAGUUUAGUUUUGACUUUUUCUGGACAUCCAACUUUCAAUAAUAGUGAUCUAAGUUGCUAAAAAUUAUUAUUACUGUAUUGUCUUGUAGAGAUUUGUGGCAUAUACAGGUAAUAACAUGAGGAAGCCAUCUCCAAGCCCUGAUCCAAAGGACAAGAACAAAGAGGUUUGUCUGAUAAGCUGCACUGCUGAAAAAAAAAUAGUGACAAUUAUGAGGCUGAGUAUGAUGUGAAGAAUUAUGCAGAUCAAGGAGAAUGUUAUGACAGCCUCCGAGAUCUGCAUAAUUCUUCACAUCAUACAAAAGCCAAAUUCAAUAAUGUCAAAAAUUAUUCAAAACAUUGCUGAUUUCUUAACAAGCUUAUGCCUCUUAGACUUUCUUCAAAACUUUGGCCUUUUUCUCAGCACAGUUUUAGGAUAUAAACAGACUUUUUUUGUGCAGAUACCGGUACUCCUCAUUAGUAGAUAACAUCCAUCAUUGAUCAAGCAAUAUGUUUUGUGUAUUCUUGCAUUUCUUCCGUUCACUGCAAUGACGAAACAUUUUGAAAGAAUAACGAUAACAAUUAUUAAAUGAUGCAUGUAUCAGGUACCAUAUUUAUUCGAAUAAGCGCCCAACCUCGAAUUAGCGCCCACCUCGAAUAAGCGCCCAUCCUAAAGGCAGAAAAAGUUAAUAAGCGCCCAGCCUCAAAUAAGCGCCCACCCCCUCUUCCUCCCAGUCAAACUCAAAUAAGCGCUCACCCCCACCCCACCCACUUGAGUGAAUAAAUUCUAAUAAGAGACUUCCCCGAGGAUGGAGUCUUCUUCAGAGUAUUUUACAGAAACCUUGCGUUGUUACUUCUUCGCGUUUUGUUAUUAGCAUAUAUUGUUUUGUUGCAAAAUAAAAAUACUUCACUUGCUAAAAAUGGUGAAAAUUUAAUAAGCUCCCAACCUCGAAUAAGCGUCCACCUCUAAUAAGCGCCCACCCUCGAGGUCCAAAAAUUUAAUAAGCGCCCAGGGCGGUUAAUCGAAUAAAUACGGUACGCAUGAACUUAUCUGCUAAAUCUAAGUGGUCAGCUAUUGAACGAAAUAUGUCUUUGUUAAUCUGUUUACAGUUCAGUGAGGCAGACAUAUCCGGUGUUUAUUUAAGCUAUGAACAAGUUAACUACUCCAUGGGGUAUGAUGAGCCAACUCCUACGAGGCCAAAGAGCAGUCGUCCAAAGUCAUCAAGACCUAAGACAGCUGGGAGACCCAAGACGGGAAAGAAGUAAGUCAUAAUUUAUUUUUAUGUACAGAAAUGCAGUUAGAUAGGGAUAGGCUAGCUUACACUGUUUUCAUUGUUUGUAGUCAAAGAUUAUACAGUCCAACCUCCACAAACUGCCAACUCUCUUUACAAUGGCCUCUUUUUUGUCCCGGCAGACGGUCCAUACAUAGACUCUGACUUGUUUAAACCUCCCUACAAUGGUUGUGUCCCAUUUAUACUGCUGAAUUAAGCAUAAAUUGUCUAUGAUACUUGAAGCCAAUGUUGCAAACCGUGCUUGUUUUGUUACAUUAACAUUUUGUCAAGUUUUUUUGGUGUAUUUUAUCUGUUAUUCUCCAUACAGGCGUAUUAUAUAUGAUUGGAUUACAAUUAUAUGACGUGCAGCAAGCAUGAACUCAGCACAAUAAACAUGUUGUACUCCCUAAAAAAAAUCAUCAUAUUACACCCCUACCUCCCCAUAACAGUAACCUGUCCACAACGGGCUCUUUCUUCUGUCCCAAGAGGGCCAUUGUGAAGAGAUUCAGCUGUAUAUAUAUAUAUAUAUAUAUUUUUUUUUUUUUUUUCUGUUGAAAUUGUACACUCAGGUGUUAUUAAUAUAGCUAAAGACAAACACUAUUUGUGGCCACAUCUCAUUCAACUGUUGUUGUACUUAUGCUGUAGAAAAAAGACGGAAGGUGAAGAUGCAAGCAACAAAAGUAAAGAAGAUGCUGAACAGUAUCCACAGUCUAGAAGACUGUUAAGCCCAAAGAAACAUUUUGCUUAAUACCGGUCAUUUAGCGCAAGUAAUAAUUAUAAUAAAAAGAACAUUACAUGGCGGCUUGAAGAUAUGAAUUUUAUUUGCGAGUGGCAAAAACAAUAUUUUACUCACUCGCUGCGCUCGUUCGUAAAAUAUUGUUUUGCCACUCGAAAAUAAAAUUCAUAUCUUUGCGCCACUGUGUAAUAUCCUCUAUCUAAUACAUGUAUCUUAAAAUUAUCUGAAAGCACGCCAAUAUUUUCUGUAGCCAUCUAGUAAUUGCACUGUCUUGAAAAUCACAUUAGAUGGCAGACCAACAGCAAGAGCACCAGCGUGAGACAGAAGGGCUGUUAGAUAGCAUCAGAGAGCUGCGUAAAGAACUGCAGUUGCAAACCUUGCUGAUUGAGAGCUUCAUUCCUCCUGAAUUUCAGGUAAAAUAAUCCAUUUUGUUUGUUUCCAUAAUAAUUUGAUGUUAUCUUCAUAUUCUCUAGGUUAACAAUCAUUAAUUUUAAAAAAUAUUGCAGUUAAACCUCCAAGCCUUCUAGUGAUGCUAUGAAGAUUGUAAUGUGAUUUGGGGGUGUGGGUUGUAAAUUACCUAUUGAAAUCUAGUUAAAUAGAUUGGAUUUGUUUAAUAUUAUCAUAUGCUAUAAAUUGGUUAUCAUAUCUCUUGAUAUGGAAGAAAAGUGAGCCUAGGACUGAUUGAUAAAGACUUGAUUCAGUGAGCACCAAAAUUUGCUGCUCAGGUCAGUUUCUUGGAUGUCCUGAGUUUGUUAAUUGGUUCUAUGAGCCCUUAAUUGGCUUCCUCCUGAUUAGCCUGCAGAACAGGUGCUUUUUUUGUGUGUCUUUUGGGCAAAUGGAUCACGUUUGCCUUGGCUCUCUUAAAAAACAUGAAAAAAAAAUGCAUGUUCUGCUGGCUACCUCGUCCUAGUUUCUUUUUGUGAGGGAGGGGGGAGGUUUCUCAGGACUGGUAAAUGCUUGAAAUUUAUCAAUUUUUUUAAAUUUCAAUUUUGAUGACAGGAUUUGAUAGAACAGCAUGUGUCUUGGAAUGAAGAGAUAGGAGAGUGGCAGCUGGUGAGUGUUAUUUCCAUCUUUUGUAAAGAAGAAAGUUAACAUAAUUAUAGAAUGCAGAGGAUGGCAAUGUUAAGACUUCUGGAUGAUGACGAUUGCAAUUCUUCUUACAACCCCUUGUUUUGCGCAACUGCUUCCUCUAAUAAAAUUGAAGACCAAUGCCCUUAGUAUAAAAUAUGAAAAUGACAGUUCUCUGCAAAUGGGUAAAUUGGACUAUAAAAAAUUAAUGAAACUACCCAAAUGUAAGUCAAUUGAUUAUAGUUUUUUUAUCAGUCUUAGACAACUAUUUAUUAAUUGUUUGCGACACAAACAAGUAAGGUAAGGACUGUAGCAUUCGUAUCAACAUUGUUGGGCACCUCAAUCAAUAUGGUAGAUGAAAAGAACCUAUAAGAUACUGGGCAAGUUUAGUUUUGACUUUUUCUGGACAUCCAACUUUCAAUAAUAGUGAUCUAAGUUGCUAAAAAUUAUUAUUACUGUAUUGUCUUGUAGAGAUUUGUGGCAUAUACAGGUAAUAACAUGAGGAAGCCAUCUCCAAGCCCUGAUCCAAAGGACAAGAACAAAGAGGUUUGUCUGAUAAGCUGCACUGCUGAAAAAAAAAUAGUGACAAUUAUGAGGCUGAGUAUGAUGUGAAGAAUUAUGCAGAUCAAGGAGAAUGUUAUGACAGCCUCCGAGAUCUGCAUAAUUCUUCACAUCAUACAAAAGCCAAAUUCAAUAAUGUCAAAAAUUAUUCAAAACAUUGCUGAUUUCUUAACAAGCUUAUGCCUCUUAGACUUUCUUCAAAACUUUGGCCUUUUUCUCAGCACAGUUUUAGGAUAUAAACAGACUUUUUUUGUGCAGAUACCGGUACUCCUCAUUAGUAGAUAACAUCCAUCAUUGAUCAAGCAAUAUGUUUUGUGUAUUCUUGCAUUUCUUCCGUUCACUGCAAUGACGAAACAUUUUGAAAGAAUAACGAUAACAAUUAUUAAAUGAUGCAUGUAUCAGGUACCAUAUUUAUUCGAAUAAGCGCCCAACCUCGAAUUAGCGCCCACCUCGAAUAAGCGCCCAUCCUAAAGGCAGAAAAAGUUAAUAAGCGCCCAGCCUCAAAUAAGCGCCCACCCCCUCUUCCUCCCAGUCAAACUCAAAUAAGCGCUCACCCCCACCCCACCCACUUGAGUGAAUAAAUUCUAAUAAGAGACUUCCCCGAGGAUGGAGUCUUCUUCAGAGUAUUUUACAGAAACCUUGCGUUGUUACUUCUUCGCGUUUUGUUAUUAGCAUAUAUUGUUUUGUUGCAAAAUAAAAAUACUUCACUUGCUAAAAAUGGUGAAAAUUUAAUAAGCUCCCAACCUCGAAUAAGCGUCCACCUCUAAUAAGCGCCCACCCUCGAGGUCCAAAAAUUUAAUAAGCGCCCAGGGCGGUUAAUCGAAUAAAUACGGUACGCAUGAACUUAUCUGCUAAAUCUAAGUGGUCAGCUAUUGAACGAAAUAUGUCUUUGUUAAUCUGUUUACAGUUCAGUGAGGCAGACAUAUCCGGUGUUUAUUUAAGCUAUGAACAAGUUAACUACUCCAUGGGGUAUGAUGAGCCAACUCCUACGAGGCCAAAGAGCAGUCGUCCAAAGUCAUCAAGACCUAAGACAGCUGGGAGACCCAAGACGGGAAAGAAGUAAGUCAUAAUUUAUUUUUAUGUACAGAAAUGCAGUUAGAUAGGGAUAGGCUAGCUUACACUGUUUUCAUUGUUUGUAGUCAAAGAUUAUACAGUCCAACCUCCACAAACUGCCAACUCUCUUUACAAUGGCCUCUUUUUUGUCCCGGCAGACAGUCCAUACAUAGACUCUGACUUGUUUAAACCUCCCUACAAUGGUUGUGUCCCAUUUAUACUGCUGAAUUAAGCAUAAAUUGUCUAUGAUACUUGAAGCCAAUGUUGCAAACCGUGCUUGUUUUGUUACAUUAACAUUUUGUCAAGUUUUUUUGUGUAUUUUAUCUGUUAUUCUCCAUACAGGCGUAUUAUAUAUGAUUGGAUUACCAUUAUAUGACGUGCAGCAAGCAUGAACUCAGCACAAUAAACAUGUUGUACUCCCUAAAAAAAAUCGUCAUAUUACACCCCUACCUCCCCAUAACAGUAACCUCUCCACAACGGGCUCUUUCUUCUGUCCCAAGAGGGCCAUUGUGAAGAGAUUCAGCUGUAUAUAUAUAUAUAUUUUUUUUUUUUUUUUUCUGUUGAAAUUGUACACUCAGGUGUUAUUAAUAUAGCUAAAGACAAACACUAUUUGUGGCCACAUCUCAUUCAACUGUUGUUGUACUUAUGCUGUAGAAAAAAGACGGAAGGUGAAGAUGCAAGCAACAAAAGUAAAGAAGAUGCUGAACAGUAUCCACAGUCUAGAAGACUGUUAAGCCCAAAGAAACAUUUUGCUUAAUACCGGUCAUUUAGCGCAAGUUGAACGUUUCAAGCAUACACGUCUUAUGAAGAAACAUAAUCAUGGUAUAAGGCUUGUCUAGAUAUUAUAAUAUCAUUAAUAAUUAUUAUUAUUUACUAAUGUAAGGUUGAUGUGUUGUACAGUCAUAUGCCUCUUUUAUAGUCCUAUAGGCUCAUGUUAGUGUACAUUAAAAUACAAAACAGCUCACAUUGUGUUUUUCUCCAAUUUUAUUUUUUACACACAUGCAACAAUGUUGCAUUUUGCUUCAAUAGUCACAGAGUCCAAAGAAUAACUGUCAAAGUUGAAACAAUUCUCCCAAACAUUGUGUUGUUUAUGUUUGGUAUUUUAUUUAUUUGAAAGAUGAUGAAUUUGUACAUAGUAAUAAAAAAUUAAUUGAACAAAGUCUUGUUCAACCUUGAGUACAUUAUCCACAUGGAGAGAUGUUGUAUUGAAUAAAGUGAGGCAC